This is a messenger RNA of Juglans regia (Persian walnut), 1174 nucleotides long. RefSeq lists its product as uncharacterized. The record is from RefSeq and is a predicted model, not a curated record. The transcript has a single exon. Lineage: Eukaryota; Viridiplantae; Streptophyta; Magnoliopsida; Fagales; Juglandaceae. The coding region runs from base 494 to 901 and encodes 135 amino acids.
GUGCAAGACCAUGCCACCCUUAAGCUGUAUUUUUAUUUUAUUUUAUAUUAUUGUGCAUGUAUUUGUGUUUUUUCUUCUGUUGGCUAAAAGGUCGGUCAAAGGAUGCCCUGUAUACAAAAUCAUUGAAACUGUCAGGUCACAAUUUUUAUCAAAUCAUCGAAUCAACUCGAUUUACGGAAUGAAACGAUUUAUCGGGGCAUUGAAAAUCAUCCAAUUCAAGAAAAUUUUCGGAAUAUUCCCACUUUUCACAGCACUUAAAUUAUUGAGUAGAUGCCCCUCUUGGCCAACCUACCCAUGUGCAGCACAUGGCUGCUAAUUCCUUUCCAGUUUCCCAAUCCUCAAAUCAAGCAUCCAACUUUGAUCUACCAAAUAAUAAAAAGAGAACACACCACCAACCAUUAGAAAACCCAAUAAACACCCACAAAAGCAGCUUCUUCUUCUUCUUCCUCCUUAUCCUCUCCUCAUCAGAUCGAUCACAUUCUCUCUGACAAACAUGAACCUGCCUAGAACCAGAACAACAACAACAACAACAAAAUCAAUAUUGUUGUUUUCUCCCCUUGUAACUUUGUGCUUUCUCUUAUCUUACACUGACUGGAUUACUACAGGAUGUUCAUGUUCUGCCCUCAGCGUGUGGAUGCUACCUUCUGUGGGACUGGUUUUGAUGGUGACAUUGGUGAUAGUCGCCGCUCGGGCCACCAUGGUGACAUGGAUCACAGUGCUGGUGCUGCUGUCCUUUGCAGGAAAGCGUCGCCGGGUGCUGGCUCAACAUGGAAGGAAGAUCACUGCUGAUGUUGCAAUGCAUUUGUUCAGGAUUUUGCUCAAAGAAAGAGGCCUUGUCGCGGUGGUUUGUGCAACAAUUGUGAGCCUCAUGGCCAUGGUUCGCCUGAGAGAGGCUGAAUAAUUUCUUCCUUUUAUUUCCCCUCUUUUGUAGAGUUGUUCUCAAAAGAUGUUAAAAAGGAAACUUUCCCAACUUGCAUUUGGGAUAUUCCAGUUGAGAAGUAGAUUGAGACCCCUUCUCCUUAGAAGUCCCUGCCGUUUUUUGGGGGGCAUUCUGCACUUGGAAUCAAUAUAGGGGCUCUCUGUAAUUUGUCUAUACUGUAGUGGCUAGGAUUCUCAGUUAUAUUGUAAAUUGUUUAAAUAUUAUAUCUAACUCAAACUGGGAUCUUUUUUGUUG